GCGAAGGGGUUUUCCAAAAAUUCCCUGCCGGCCCGAAGGCCAACAGAAGCGGUCGUAGUUGUAGUUUUCAACUAGCAAAAACGCUGUCUCGGACGAAUCCUCACUGACAAGCGUCAAGCCCGAGCACUUGGAUGGUUGGGAGAAGCUGGGGCGGGGGCGCGCGAUGUUUAUAUAGGCGGAGGGAGCGGGUCUGUGCGGUGGGUCAGGUGACAUUGAUGCCUGCCCAGGUGCUGACGAGAAGGCGCGAGCGGGGCUUGGAAGCGGCGGUGAAGGCGAGAAAUUUGCUGGAAGGUGCGGGUGACUCCUCUCAGCACGAUUGGAAUCGGAUGGAAUGCUGGGCUGACCGCUUUCAACAUCUCGUGGAGGACUCUACUCUACGAGGAACUAUGAGGUCUCGCCUAAACCGGGAUUGCCUGCCGCGCCGCGCCUUCCUUCCAUACCACGAACGAGGCAAUCGCGUCGGUUUCCUCCUUGCCAUCCAGGACUGUCUGAAGGGCUUCAUCCUCCGCUUUCCUAUCUACGCCAGCUACUACUCUUAUCCCCGCAUUGUUCUGGACCAUAUCCUUCCCACCCGGUGGCACGGCUUCAUACUCGAAUCAGGAGCGCAACAAGCAUGCGUCUCCGGCUUCGCCUGUCGGGCAGACGCGUUGGACUCGGCAGCAGAAAGCUAGGACUUGUACACCCUUCUCCUCCGCCGCGAGCGCUCCGGAACCGAAUUUGAUACCACAGCAGGGCACGCGUCAGCCAACUCCGUCUGCUUAACGCGUAGGCCAUCUCGGUUACGUCGAGGGAAAUGGGGAGAGCCCUCUCGGAUCCUGGAGCUUUCCACAAUCCCCAGCAUCCAUCGCCGACGAUAUCGUG
This is a messenger RNA of Trematosphaeria pertusa, 861 nucleotides long. RefSeq lists its product as uncharacterized. Bases 132 to 671 code for a protein of 179 amino acids. The transcript has a single exon. NCBI's taxonomy places the organism in Eukaryota, Fungi, Ascomycota, Dothideomycetes, Pleosporales, Trematosphaeriaceae. The record is from RefSeq and is a predicted model, not a curated record.